Molecule: messenger RNA, 2764 nt
Organism: Fopius arisanus
Lineage: Eukaryota; Metazoa; Arthropoda; Insecta; Hymenoptera; Braconidae
Gene: GlyRS
Product: glycine--tRNA ligase
Exons: 2
Coding region: 44-2263 (739 amino acids)
Biological process (GO): mitochondrial glycyl-tRNA aminoacylation
Cellular component (GO): mitochondrion; cytoplasm
Molecular function (GO): ATP binding; glycine-tRNA ligase activity
Source: RefSeq, a predicted model, not a curated record
ACCGCGUGGCCGAGUAAUCAAAGCGAUCGAAACUUUCACGCGAAUGCGUUUGUUGGCUCUGAGAAUUCCGAGAAGAUUGUUGCAGGAGUCGAUAAACCCCUUCGUAACAACGAAGCGCGAGUUCCAAUCGAUUCGAUUGUUGUUGGCCAAGAGUUUACCAGAUAACUGGGGUUCCAAAAAACACCACAGAACUGUCAAAUUAAACUUCCCCCUCGACAUGUCGGACCCUAAAAUCGAAGAGGCGCUUGCACCCCUCCGGGCAAGUGUGAAGGAACAGGGAGAUCUGGUCCGGGAGCUGAAGUCCACCGGCGCCCCUGAACUAGACGUAAAAAAAGCAGUGGCUGAGCUAAAGCUCCGGAAGAAACUCCUGGAAGACAAGGAGCUGUCGUUCAUUUCCUCCUCGCAGACCUUCGACAGAACCCGAAUGGAGGAUUUACUAAAACGUCGUUUCUUCUUCGAUCAGUCGUUCGCGAUUUACGGUGGGAUAACAGGACAAUACGAUUUCGGUCCAAUGGGAUGUGCCUUCAAGACAAACCUCUUAAACGCCUGGAGAAGUUUUUUCGUCCUGGAGGAACAGAUGUUAGAAGUGGACUGUUCAAUCCUGACCCCAGAGCCAGUCCUAAAAGCCUCAGGGCACGUCGACCGAUUCGCCGACCUGAUGGUAAAGGACCUAAAAAGUGGCGAGUGCUUCCGCCUGGAUCACCUGAUCAAAGGCCACCUUGAGAAAAUAGCAGCUGACAAGAAGACAGAUGCCAAGACCAAAGAAGACUGCAAAGAAAUCGUCAUAAAACUCGACGGCAUGUCCAAAUCCGAAAUGUCAGAUGUUCUCAAACGCUUCAACAUGAAGUCCCCGAGCACUGGAAACGACUUGUCAGAGCCCAUGGAGUUCAAUCUUAUGUUUGGAACGCAGAUUGGUCCAACAGGUCUGAUCAAAGGUUUUCUCCGGCCAGAGACAGCCCAGGGGAUCUUCGUAAACUUCAAACGCCUCCUGGAAUUCAACCAGGACAAGUUGCCCUUCGCAGCCGCGCAGAUUGGUAACGCGUUCAGAAACGAGAUCUCCCCCCGAUCAGGUCUGAUAAGAGUCAGGGAGUUCACGAUGGCUGAGAUCGAGCACUUCUGCGAUCCCUCCGACAAGUCACACCCAAAAUUCGAUGGGGUCAGGAAUACGAAACUCAUGCUGUAUUCAGCUUGCAAUCAGAUGGACGGAAAGAGCGCUGAGUUGAAGACAAUUGGAGAGGCUGUAUCAACUGGUCUAGUGGCCAACGAGACACUCGGAUACUUCAUGGCAAGAAUCCAGACGUUCCUGACGAACAUCGGAGUCGAUCCUCAGAGACUGAGAUUCAGGCAGCACAUGAGCAACGAAAUGGCGCAUUAUGCUUGCGACUGUUGGGACGCUGAAUGCCUGACAUCCUAUGGGUGGAUUGAGUGUGUUGGGUGUGCUGAUAGGUCUGCUUAUGAUUUAACUCAGCACACCAAAGCCACUGGGGUGAGACUGGCCGCCGAGAAGAAGCUGCCAGUCCCAAAAGUGAUGGAUGUCGUGGAAGCUGCACCCAACAGGGGAAUCAUUGGGAAAACUUUCAGGAAGGAAGCUAAGGCUGUCCUGGAGGCUCUCGAGGCACUUCCCGCGGAUGAGGUUGAUCGAAUGGAGAAGGAGUUAGAGGAAACUGGUGGGACUUAUGCCCUGAGGUUAGCUGAUGGCGCCGAGGUAGAGAUUAAGAAGGAAAUGGUGGUAAUCAAGAGGUACCAGAAGACUUUGCAUGUUGAGGAGAUAAUUCCCUCGGUUGUUGAACCUUCUUUUGGCAUUGGGAGGGUCAUGUAUGCUGUGCUCGAGCAUAAUUUCAGAAUACGAGAGGGCGACGAGAUGAGGAAUUAUCUGAGUUUACCUCCUGUGGUUGCACCACUCAAGUGUUCUGUUCUACCUCUCAGUGGAAAUCCCGAGUUUGUGCCGUUUGUUAAGGACCUAUCGAAAGGUUUAACUAGGGUUGAUGUGUCUCACAAGGUCGAUGACUCUUCUGGGAGCAUUGGGAGGAGGUAUGCUAGGACUGAUGAGAUUGCUAUUCCUUUUGGAAUCACUGUGGACUUUGAUACUUUGAAAAAACCCCAUUCUGUUACCCUGAGGGAGAGGGAUUCUAUGGGACAGGUGAGGGUGGCGAUUGAAGAAUUACCAGGGGUUGUCAGGGAUCUUGCUAAUGGGAAGCUCACGUGGGCAGAGGUCGAGGCGAAAUUCCCGAAAUUUCAGCAGCAAGAGAGUAAUGAGGCGUAGGGAAUUGGUCUAUUUUUUGGAAAUUCAGGCAGACACUGGAAAGUGUUUGAGAGAGAAAAAAGUCGUGGGAAAAAUUUUUAAAGAAAUUUUGAAGGAAGAAUUCGAUGUUCUGACGGAAAUAAAUUCAAGCCGAACGUAUGAAUAUUCUGUACGAUUAUGAAAUUAAAUUAUGCAAUUUCGCUGCUGCAUUUUUUGUAUGUCUACAUUUGUAUUUAUUCAAGUGAUGAUUUUACUAGCAUUAAGCUUUUGUAUUUAGUUACGAGUGAGCCUCCUAAUGUCGAUUGUUAUGAAUCGUGAUUGAAUAAAUCAGACUGUGGUCAAACUACGCGGUGCAGAAAUUUAUUAUGAAAUUGAUUCCUAGUUCAGCGAAAUGUCGCGGAAAAUUUGAUGAGUAUCGCGUGUUGAUUUUUCAGUUUUUUUCACUUAAAUAUACACACUAUAUAAUAAACAUUAUUCCUUAUUAAUAGUUUACCAGUUUUCAUGGUCAAUAUUCCGGAGUCC